AUGCCGCUGGAUGUGACGCGCGAGACAGAUGCGUCAUCUUUGCGCGUAGCCACGUUGCGUGUGAUUUUGCAGGACUAUGGUAUCGUAGUGCCGGGUCAUGCGCGCAAGUCGGCUCUGGUCGCUGCUUUUAACGAGCAUGUGCGGCCCAAGUUGCCAUCUGCCUCCCAGCGUGCCGGGCCCAAGCCCGAGCCAUCUUUGCGCAUUGGCACACCAGGUAUUCGACGACCGUCGACGGCCAAUGCAUGUUCGGCCGCCAACGAUAUCCGUUUCUCUGACGAAAACCCAUUCCAGUCGUCGACGCCUCGCAAAAAGCGCCUGUCUCAAGCCGCACCACCAACGACGCCUGUAGCGACGCCGACGCCGCCUUAUACCCGCUCACCAGACAAGGUGCGCCGAAUGGCUCAGUCCUCUGACCGGCCCCAGUGGCGUGCCGCCCAGCUGGCGCCUGUUUGGCAGCAAAUCCGGGCGCGGUGGCAAGAGACACUCGUCCGCUGGGCGCUAUGGCUCUGUUUGCUUGUAUGGAUCUGGUACUGCUGGCAGUCGCGUCUUGAGGGCUUUUGCUCUACUGGUGCCGACCUGCCUAGUUGGGACCGCCCUACAAAUGUCUGGCAGGCCCUGCAGAAGACGUUGACGCCCGUUUGCACGCCGUGUCCCGACCACGGUAUUUGCGUGGGUGGCCGUCUUGAUGCGUGCGAUGCAUCCGACUAUAAGGUCGAAGAGCCAAUGCAAGGGCACAUCCCGCUCCUGGCACAACUCAUACCUUUCUCGUGGCGGGCGAGCCAGUGUGUGCCCGACACGCAUAAACUUUUGCUGGCGUCUGAACUCGCGGAUGCGGUGGUCGACUAUCUCGCACACUUCCACGGACAGGUACGAUGUAAGCUAGCUCUUCCCCAUGGGCAGGCCCCGCUUCAAGAGCCGCUGGGUCGGUACGCUUUACCUGAGCGCCAAGUGCGGGAUGCGCUCGAGACCCGUACGAUCGAGUCUGUUGACGCUGCCACCUUUGACUUCCUCUGGCACAUGGUGAUGGACGGUUUGCUGGAGCAUGCUCCAGGUGAUAUGCAGGCAUACACCCAUCAGACGCAGCGUUGGCUCGUUUCGCGCCGCAAGAUUAUGCCAUUUUCAUGCCGGUUGCGAAUGUACGUGCUCGACUGGGUAUGGAGGUAUCGCAUGGUACUUUUGACCAUAUUGGUGGCCGUCGUCAGUACAUGUGCGCUCUCUCGAAGUGUUCAGCGCCGGCGCGUCCGUCGGCAUGUGGUGGCCACGCAUGCUCAGGUUGUGUUCGAGCGCCUGAAGCUGCAGGCCGCGCAGGCUGUCUCUGAUGGCACGCUAGUGCGUGGUUUGCCCGUGACCCACCUGCGUGACCAGCUCUUACAGGCAGAGCUCAAUCCCCGUGUGCGACGGCAAUUGUGGCAACAUGUAGCCAAAGUGGUGGAGCGCAAUGCCAAUGUGCGCACACGACAGGCACAGUGGCACGGAGAGUGGCAGCGUAUAUGGGAGUGGAUGGGCCCCGUUCAUCUGGAUGAGCCUGCCAUGUCACGCACCGCGCCCUCUUCACCUGGCCAGGAAGACGCGCCGCCGACGCCCCAGCCAUAG
Molecule: messenger RNA, 1593 nt
Organism: Malassezia restricta
Lineage: Eukaryota; Fungi; Basidiomycota; Malasseziomycetes; Malasseziales; Malasseziaceae
Product: sister chromatid separation protein
Exons: 1
Coding region: 1-1593 (530 amino acids)
Cellular component (GO): nuclear inner membrane
Molecular function (GO): chromatin binding
Source: RefSeq, a predicted model, not a curated record